GGGCCGCGGGUUGUGAGAGCCGCCCGGAGCCGGACGGGCUUCAGAGUCGGGCGUUGCAACCGCCGUCGGAACCGCCCUCUCGCCACCUCGGCGGCCAAGGUACCGGCUACCACCGCAAGCGGCGGAGCGCGCCGGGGAGCCGCGCGCCUUUGUGCGAGGCAGAGCCGGCUUCCCUGGGUAGAGGCGACAAACCUGUGUGUGCAUGGUGACGAAGCCCAGAGGACAGACAGGUCAGAGAUGGCAGUCCGCGCACCAAGGCCGGGAGGUGAAGAUAGCCCACUUGAGGAUACUGAUCCCAAAGACUCCUGUCUCAUUCCUAAAAACAUCAUGGCUGAGCCAGACUACAUAGAAGAUGACAAUCCUGAACUAAUUAAGCCCCAGAAGCUAAUCAACCCUGUCAAAACAUCCCGAAACCAUCAAGACCUCCACAGAGAGCUCCUUAUGAAUCAAAAAAGGGGUCUGGCCCCUCAGAAUAAACCAGAGUUGCAGAAGGUGAUGGAGAAGAGGAAACGAGAUCAGGUAAUAAAGCAGAAGAAAGAGGAAGCACAGAAGAAGAAAUCUGACUUGGAAAUAGAACUACUAAAGCGGCAGCAGAAGUUGGAGCAGCUUGAACUUGAGAAGCAGAAACUACAAGAAGAGCAAGAAAAUGCCCCGGAAUUCGUGAAGGUGAAGGGCAAUCUCAGGAGGACAGGCCAGGAGGUGGCCCAGGCCCAGGAGUCCUAGGCCCAAGCUGCCUGUGACCUGGCGUGUCCCCACUGUCACUGGAGGAGCAUGGCUAGGGACCUCGGCAGCGCUCAUCUUGGGCCAAUGUCCCGAGGAAGAGAAUCCAGAUCGCCGAGAACUCUGACUAUUAAAAAGGAUUGGGUUUGAUUUACCAUCAUAUCAUGCUAGAUGACUCGUCUUUGACGGUUGCAAUCCCCAUUCGCCAAAUGAAAGACAUUGACCAGCACACAAGUUAUCAUGGACCUGUGUUUAGAGACUUUAGACAAAGCAAAACACAAAACAAGCCAAGAGAACCAGGGAGUGGACACUGGAAUGUCGCGGGAGGGUUGCGCUACUCAGCUUUUCUUCCCUUUCAAGUGUAGUGGGACAUGGAGCCCUGUUCCUUUAAAAACUAAAGAAAUUGUGUGGAAUCCUUUGGUUAGCUGUUAGAUCAUUUUGAUUGUAUCAAAAUGCAUUUCAUCUGUUACAUGCAGUAUUUGUAUUUCGUUUUGAGAACCCGGAAUGUUCUUCUUUAAUGUAUAUUUCCCCUCACAUUACAAAUUAAGAAUGGAAGAUGUUAGUGUGUCACAUUUAUGUUUAACAAUACCUGUUACCUUGGUUGACACUGAAAUUCAGAAAGGAUAAGAAGUUUUACCAUGUCACCACCCAUUGAGCUUACUCUAAUUUCUCCAGGUUCGCAGAAUGACAUGCCACAUGCUCCUUUCCACUUCCAAGAAGGUACAUCAUGUCUACUCCUCUUGUUUUGAUGACCAGAGGCUUCCUGUUCAGUUUUAAUUGUCAUUUCUUGCUCAACUAUCUUUUUAGAUGAAGCAAUUCCUUAGUUCUUUGGAGGACUAACUAGAGUGUGUAACUCAGCUUCUGUGUCCCACAGAGAGGCCAGAUCUUUUGAGUUGCCUGAGAGCAGUGUAGAGGGGCAUCCAUGAUGACUGAGCCGUGAGGCCAUUAGAUACUGUAUGUGAUGCAAAUAGAGAUUCACUUCUAGGAGGCUUUAGUGGGAGACUUUAUAUUUUUUACAUUUUGAGUAUCUGCGAUUCUUAGCUUUAAACAUUUCUUGUGAAUGAUCACGUGUUUCUCUCCCCCUUUGUUUCUUCUGAAGAACAGCUCUUUGGGCGCGCUCUCAGCAUGAUGCUGUUGGUAAGGAUGGUCUUGACUACUGUGUUGCAUCUCUCAGGAAAAGCUGAGGUGCCGGGCAGAGCUGCUCAGUUUCCUCAUGCUAGCUAGCAUGCUGUUCAAAGAGACACCUAAGUUACAAAUAAUAUGAAAGUUCUCAUGCAAAAUAUAUUUUAUACUGCAGGCAUGGGAGGAAUUUUUUUUGUAUUUAGUACUUCUCCAUAGAGAUGAUUUAACCAGUAAUUUCUACACUGAAGACUUCUAUUUCCUUUCAUGAUGCAUAGAAUGCUGGAUAUAGUGCUUUGGAAUCCUUGAUUAGCACACUAGAUAGUAGCUUUCACUGGGGACACUUCAGUUUGGUAGUUAACAGGCCCAUGUUCCAUCCAAGUUUGAUUAAGCAAAUGGAUGAUAAUUCACUGCUAGAUAGAGAAAUGUGAGAGUUGAUUACAGCAGAAAUGGAUUCUAGGUCUUAUCAGCAAGUGUGAUCUACAUAAAAUAAGAGAUGCUGAAGAUAAAAUUGUUUGCCUUUCAAGACUGGAAUGGUGACAACUUUGUCAUCUCCCUUCUUCUUGAGAAAAGAAAGUUCAUUCCUGAUUGUUGGAAAUAAACGUCUCCGAUGCACAUUGAUUCUUCUUUCUCUCUGUGUAUGGAGUAAUGAUGUCAGGUGUUAGAGUGAAGAUCUGGGACUGGCUCAUACCUUUUUAUCUAACUGGAAGUUAGCUCUUGAGAUGUGUAUCCUGGAAACAGUUCCACUGCUUGACAGGGGUUUUGAGGGCCGAUUCCAUUCCUAAGACUCGUACACCACUGGGGAAAAGUUACCUACAAACGUAUUUCCUUCCUGGUUGCACUCAGACCCGUGAUUUUCCUUGGUGGUUAGUGCUACCCGGUCUGGCCAAAAGAGGACUUGUAAAUAGCACGAAGUGAUGGCUUCUGCUGGGUCCCGGAACAUAUAGGUAGUGAGGCUUUUAGGAGCCUGCAUUUUAAGAUGCCAUCAUUCUUUCUUUGCUCCUAACACUGUAUGGUCUAAACCCCGAGGACUUGUCAGCAUCUGGGCAGUGUUGUGCUUUGAGCCACUUUUAGGGGAAGCAAAAGGCUCCAUUUUUCCACUCUGUAGUUUUCUUAAACUAGAUCUGUGUUUUGUAGUCUCCUGCUAGUAAAGUAGUUUUGCUUUCUAAGCUAUAACAGUUGACUUUAUUCUUCUACUCUGAGAAUCUCGACCUGUUUGAGUGUACAUAAUAUAUAUAAAGGGAGCCUUAAUGGAUUUGUUUUCAUAAUUUAAUAUUUUUUGUAUUUGCUCUUGUAUAAUUGUUUUUUUAAUGGAAAGUAUUACAGAAUCGAGGGUGGAAUUCCUAGAACCAAAGUUAUUCUUAAUAAAAACCACCAAUGCUUGGACCACA
Peromyscus leucopus (white-footed mouse) is the source of this 3230-nucleotide messenger RNA. It is a transcript of the gene Fam107b, whose product is annotated as family with sequence similarity 107 member B. The transcript is spliced from 5 exons. The coding region runs from base 238 to 723 and encodes 161 amino acids. Lineage: Eukaryota; Metazoa; Chordata; Mammalia; Rodentia; Cricetidae. The record is from RefSeq and is a predicted model, not a curated record.